Schistosoma mattheei is the source of this 2193-nucleotide messenger RNA. NCBI's taxonomy places the organism in Eukaryota, Metazoa, Platyhelminthes, Trematoda, Strigeidida, Schistosomatidae. The record is from the annotation of a GenBank genome assembly.
AUGAUAGCUCGUAUUGAAAGAAUCUGUGCUUCAUUAAAUUGCAACUCGUUGAAUAAAGUUAAUUUAGGGGGUCACGAACGCAUCGCGCGAAUUAUGUCAACUCUUGGAAGGAAAGCAAGUGUUGCUCGGUAUAAUCGAGACUCAUUGAUAUCUGAUGACUUGAUACAAUCAAUAAACCCUGAAGUAUACCAACGCAAAUAUGUUUUCGAAGUUGCUUGGGAGGUGGUCAAUAAAGUUGGUGGAAUAUAUACUGUCAUCCGUACUAAGGCUGCAUCUGCUGUAGAGGAGUUGGGUGACCGUUAUAUUUUAUUUGGCCCACUUAAUGAAGUAUGCAUGAGGACUGAAGUAGAUGUUGCAGAACCAACAAAUGAGGCAUUGAAGCGUACUGUUAAAGCCAUGCGUGAACAUGGCACAAAAGUAGUUUUUGGUCGGUGGCUUAUUGAGGGCUAUCCCAACGUUGUUCUGUUUGACAUAGGAUCAUCAGCUUGGCGCAUCGAUUCUUGGAAAAAAGAACUGUGGGAAUCUUGUAAUAUUGGGAUUCCGGUCCAUGAUACUGAGUGUAAUGAUGCCGUCAUCUUUGGAGCACUUGUUGCCUGGUUUCUGAAAGAAUUUGCUGAAAAUGUCAGAGAGCUAGAAACUGACCCUCAACCACCAAUUAUUGCACACUUUCAUGAGUGGCUUACAAGCAUUGGUUUAGUAUUUACGCGUACACGUCACCUUCCUGUUGCUACUGUGUUCACUACACAUGCAACACUUUUGGGUCGUUACUUGUGUGCUUCCUCUGUUGAUUUAUAUAACCAUCUUUCGGAUUUUGAUCUAGAUAAGGAAGCUGGCGAUCGAAAUAUUUAUCAUCGUUAUUGUCUUGAACGUGCGGCCGUUCAUUGUGCACACGUAUUUACAACUGUAAGUAAAAUUACUGGCUUGGAAAGUAAGUUUCUUUUGCGAAGAGAACCAGACAUCAUCACUCCAAAUGGUCUUAAUGUUAUUAAAUUUGCUGCACUUCAUGAGUUUCAAAAUCGUCAUGCAUUGGCUAAAGAAAAGCUGAAUCAAUUUAUUCAAGGACAUUUUUAUGGACAUUAUGAUUUUGAUUUGGACAAAACAUUGUAUUUUUCAUUGCUGGACUCACUGGCUCGUCUUAAUCAUCAUUUAAAACAAGCACAAACUGAUGUCACUGUCGUAGCGUUCCUCAUUUUUCCAGCUCAUACGAAUAGUUUUAACGUGGAUUCGUUUCGUGCACAAGCUAUUGUAAAACAACUACGUGAAACAGUGAAUUCAAUUCAAAGUGAAAUGGGACAUAGGUUAUUUGAAGUGUGUCUUCGAGGGCUUAUUCCUCAAGGAUCUGAUAUACUUACUCAGGGUGAUGUAUUUCGUCUUAAACGUUGUAUAUAUGCAACACAACGAAAUAAUUUGCCCCCUAUUUGUACACACAAUGUUGUUCAAGAUAAUAUCGACCUAGUUCUGUGUAACUUACGCCGGUGUCAGUUAUUUAAUGAUCGUCAUGAUCGUGUUAAAGUUAUUUUUCAUCCUGAAUUCUUAAGUUCUACCAAUCCACUACUACCGAUGGAUUAUGAAGAAUUUGUGCGAGGCUGUCAUUUAGGUGUUUUUCCAUCAUAUUAUGAACCAUGGGGUUAUACACCAGCUGAAUGCACCGUAAUGGGUAUUCCAUCAGUAACAACAAACCUUUCUGGAUUUGGCUGCUUCAUAGAAGAGCAUGUAGAAGAUCCCAAAUCUUAUGGAAUAUACAUUGUUGAUCGUCGUUUUCAAAGCUGUGAAGACAGUGUUCAACAGUUAACCAAGUAUUUGGUUGAGUUCUGUCAAUAUUCUCGUCGUCAACGUAUUGUUUUAAGAAAUCGUACUGAGCGAUUAAGUGAACUGUUGGAUUGGAAAAAUCUUUCCUGUUACUAUCAACGUGCCAGAUUAAUGGCUUUAAAGAGAUUCUCUCCAGAACUAUUCACAUCUAACAACAAUGACGAUACUUUAUCGACUCAUAGUUUUCAUCUUAGUCGACCAUAUUCAGCACCUGUAUCUCCAUCAUUAUCAGGACAAUCAACACCGUUGCGAAGUGCUGGUGCAAAUAGUUCAAAUCGUAGCAGUCCUACAUCACAUUUAGAUGAUGAUGAAGUUGAUGAUGACACAGAACGAUUAGAACUAGGUCUUGGUGCAGUAGAAAUCAAUGAUCCUGUACCUGGUUGA